Messenger RNA from Camelina sativa (false flax), 1005 nucleotides. NCBI's taxonomy places the organism in Eukaryota, Viridiplantae, Streptophyta, Magnoliopsida, Brassicales, Brassicaceae. The record is from RefSeq and is a predicted model, not a curated record.
AUGGCGUUAAUUCCCUUUACUACUCCGCCUAUUGGAGUAGAUUUCGAUGAAGAAGCUGAGGAUCAAGAUGAAUUUCAUAUAGACAAGUUGGCAACAGAUUUUACGAAUGCGGAGGAAUCGAUUCGCCAUAACGUGUACCUAGAAAGCGACGAUGAGGAUGAGGAACGUGAUCGUAGUGGUGCUGCGAGAAGGGGGUGUGGAAUCGUUCGUGGUGAUGGUUCGAUGUACAAAAGGCAAAGCUUCUACAAUGGAAUUGCUUUUAAAGAGUGUGUUCUCGACUAUGCACUGGCAAGCGGAUGGAAAUGUAUGUGGAAAGUGUAUGCCGCAUCUCUUCAAAAUGACUCGAUGUUUUGGAUUACACUCUACACGAACAAGCAUAUUUGUGUACCUAAUGGAGAGUGUGAAAUGUUUAGGGUCCCAGUCAUAGCUAGGUUGUUUCUUGAUAAGAUUAGAGAAGAACCAGAAUAUUACAUGCCUUUGAAGAUGGAACAGACAAUAAUGGAGAAGUGGAAGAUAUCAGUUACUAGGGGUCAAUGUCAAGCUGCUAGGAGAAAGGCUUUGGGAUGGAUAGAGCUUGAAUAUGACACUCAAUUUGAACGGCUCAGAGACUGUGGGGCUGAGAUAUUGGAAGCAAAUCAAGGUUCUGUUGUAGAGAUUGAUACGGUGAAGAACGAUGCUGGACAUGAUGUGUUUAAGCGAUUCUAUGUUUGCUUUGAUGUUCUUAGAAGAACAUGGAAAAAAUCAUGCAGACCACUGAUAGGAGUUGAUGGUUGUUUCUUGAAAGAAAAGAUCAAGGGACAAUUGCUGGUUGCUUUAGGGAGAGAUGCUAAUAAUGCUAUUUACCCAAUAGCUUGGUGUGUUGUUCAAGUUGAGAACACAUAUAAUUGGUCAUGGCUUGUGAAUAGGCUGAAGAUUGACUUGGAAUUAGGUGAUGGGGAUGGUUACAUUAUGGUGUCUGAUCGACAAAAGCUAGACCAUAGACAAUUGAUUGUUAUUAUCGUUUAG